Messenger RNA from Nezara viridula (southern green stink bug), 1722 nucleotides. The record is from the annotation of a GenBank genome assembly. NCBI's taxonomy places the organism in Eukaryota, Metazoa, Arthropoda, Insecta, Hemiptera, Pentatomidae.
UAUGUUUUGGUUUUCAAUAGUGUAAACAUUUUUAUAAAAACAUUGUUUUGCCGUAAUUGUUUAUAUUUACUAAAUACUAAAAAUAUUGAGAAUAUCCUUAUAGUUUUGCUUGGCUAAUAAAUCGACUUUUGUGAUGAUUACAAAUUAGUGAGUAACCUCUAUCAUUAUUAGCACAGUUUGUGUAUUUUGUUUUGUUUCUGUUGCGGAUAAAAUAUCUUUGUGUGAUAUGAAGAAUGGACGAUCAAGAACCUCGAAUAGAGGAACUCAAAACAGUUUCGCGAAAGCUCAAGGUAGACGAAGAUUUUACUCCUCCUGUGGAUAUGAUGGUCCAUGAUUAUGAUGACGAGCAAACUUUAGACGAAGAAGAAGCAUUAGGUGCACUUGAGGAUCCGCAGGUAGAAUUAUCAAGUUUAGAAAAAGAAAGUAAAAUGCCAUUGGAAGAUCUCAUAGCCAUGUAUGGAUAUGAUAAUGGUUCAGAAGAAAACAAGUCUACUGAAGAGAAUUCUGAGAAAAAGUCAGAUCCUUCAGAGCUUGAACAAUUGUACAAUGACAGUGAAGAAAUUAAUGUACGAUCUACCAGAUAUGGCUCCCGAGCUCAAAGUGAAGAUGAUGACGAUGAUGACUACAGCCCAGAGGAAAGUAGGAAAAAAACUAUCAUGGUGGGUUCAGACUAUCAAGCACAAAUACCAGAGGGCUUAUGUAAAUAUGAUGAUGCAUUGCCCUACGAAAAUGAAGACAAACUUGUAUGGGAUCCUCGCGAUUUGAGUCUGAAAGAAAUAGAAGACUAUCUAAUCAGAGCUGCUGAGCCAGCUGGAAGUGGUGUUAGUGGUAUACCAAUAGGAAAUCAUACUAGAGAUGAUGAAGGAGCUCUAUUCCUUCUUCUUCAGUGUGGAUAUAAUAUUGAUGAAGCCCUAAGGAGGCUUAAAUUAAGCACCCCUGCACAAGCAUCUGAAUUGCCCUUAUGGUCAGAAGAAGAAUGCAAACAUUUUGAAGCAGGACUUAGAACGUUUGGGAAAGAUUUUCGUCUUAUCCAGUUAAACAAGGUUCGCACACGCUCAGUUGGAGAGCUAGUGCAAUUUUACUACCUGUGGAAAAAGACAGAACGUCAUGACAUUUUUGCCAACAAAGCCAGAUUAGGCAAGAAAAAAUAUUCGUUACAUCCGGGAGUAACUGAUUACAUGGAAAGAUUUCUUGAAGGUGAUGAACGUCCCAGGACCGAAUCUCCAUCCAUACAUUCUCUUCUUUAUGGAGAUCAUAAAUGGAGAAACGAUGACGACGUACCUACAGUAAAAGAAGAAAAGUAGUAAACAUGAACAAUAUUUACAUGAAUUUGACUGAUUGUAUAGUGAUUAGAAAGUAUUUUUCUCAUGAAAAUUAAAUAUACCUGUAUUUAUUAAUAAGAGUACAUAUUAGCAAGAGAUAAACUAAUUUUUUAUUGUUAUUUAUAAGAGUAUUUGAGUGUAAAAUCUGACAAUGAAAGCCACAAAAUAGAAUUCAUUCAUAGGCUGAUUGACUGGUGUCUCUUGAAGAAAUCCUGAAUGCUCCUGAUGAGCUCAUUUUGUCUAUGAAGAAUGACAAAUAUAUUUUUUACUGGCGAUUGUUACUGUUAUUUUGUUAUGGAUUUAUAUGUAGUUUUAUAAGCCAAUAACACCUGUUGUAGUAUUUAUACAUGUGUAUAUAUUUCUUUUUUUUAAAUGAAAUUAUUUGUUUGUUUAUUUAGAG